Suncus etruscus (white-toothed pygmy shrew) is the source of this 671-nucleotide messenger RNA. RefSeq names its product ribonuclease A family member 4 (gene RNASE4). The transcript is spliced from 2 exons. Gene Ontology annotation, molecular function: nucleic acid binding; RNA nuclease activity. Bases 149 to 592 code for a protein of 147 amino acids. The record is from RefSeq and is a predicted model, not a curated record. Lineage: Eukaryota; Metazoa; Chordata; Mammalia; Eulipotyphla; Soricidae.
UUGCUUUGGUUUGUUGGAUCUGUUCUCCCAACUUUUCUACUACCACACAAAGGAGAUAGAAGCGGGUAAGAAUCAACUUCCCUUUGCGCUGUCGAGUCUGUUUCUGCAACUUCGUUCUGAAGCCAAGGUGGUCACCCACAAGGAAGUGAUGGCUUUCCAGAAGAACCAUUCACUACUUCUAUUCUUGUUCCUGACCCUGCUGGGCCUAGGACUGAUACAACCCUCAGAUGGCCAGUCUUACAUGUACCAACGAUUCCUGAGGCAACAUAUGGACCCUGAAGGAACAGGUGGCAGUGAUGGAUACUGCAACUUGAUGAUGCAAAGACGGAGGAUGACUUCUCCUCGAUGCAAGCCUGUCAACACCUUCAUUCAUGAAAGCAUCUGGGAUAUAAACCGUAUUUGCAGCAGUCCCAAUAUCCAGUGUAAAAAUGGCAAUAUGAACUGUCAUGAGGGUAUAGUGAGGGUGACAGACUGCAGGGAGUCAGGGGCAUCCAGGUCCCCAAACUGCAGAUAUCGGGCAAGAACUAGUACCAGACGUGUUAUCAUUGCCUGUGAUGGUUACCCAAGUAUGCCUGUGCACUUUGACCGAUAGAUAACUCUUCACAGGAAUUAUGUCCAGUAAUGACCUUAAAUGUGUUUCCUAAAAAGAAACGAGUAUUGCAUUUGAACUA